UGCCUGCGAGAGGCAGAAAUGUGCCGCAAGGAUUUUGGUCUGCCGGAAAUCAACCAAGGAAGAAGAAAGGUCGCAGACUGAACGGCACAGGGAUGCAGCGAGACAAAACAAGCAACGCCGGUGGGGCUGAAAAGCCCGACCGGGAGGCCGCCAUAAUGUCGAAAUACUACGAUGGAGUUGAAUUUCCUUUCUGUGACGAGUUCUCCAAAUAUGAAAAAAUGGCAAAAAUAGGACAAGGAACUUUUGGGGAGGUGUUCAAAGCAAAGCACAGACAGACUGGGAAGAAGGUCGCGCUGAAGAAAGUUUUGAUGGAAAAUGAGAAAGAAGGGUUCCCAAUCACAGCUCUGAGAGAGAUCAAGAUCCUGCAGCUACUCAAACAUGAGAAUGUGGUCAAUCUGAUUGAGAUCUGCAGAACCAAAGCUACUCAGUUCAACAGAUACAAAGGCAGCAUCUACCUGGUGUUUGACUUCUGUGAGCAUGACCUGGCUGGGCUGCUCAGCAAUGCCAAUGUAAAAUUCACCCUGGCAGAGAUCAAGAAGGUCAUGCAGAUGCUGCUCAAUGGAUUGUACUACAUCCACAGAAACAAGAUCCUUCACAGAGAUAUGAAGGCGGCCAACGUGCUCAUCACCAGAGACGGUGUCCUGAAGCUGGCUGACUUUGGUUUGGCUCGAGCCUUUAGCCUGGCUAAAAACAGCCAGGGGAACCGCUACACUAACCGCGUGGUCACACUCUGGUACAGACCUCCAGAGCUGCUGCUAGGUGAGCGAGACUACGGCCCCCCCAUUGACCUGUGGGGAGCAGGCUGCAUCAUGGCAGAGAUGUGGACAAGAAGUCCCAUAAUGCAAGGCAACACUGAGCAGCAUCAGCUCACUCUCAUCAGCCAGCUCUGUGGCUCCAUCACUGCUGAGGUAAGCCAUACCCAGAACCCGUACGCCCUGGAUCUGAUCGAUAAACUCCUGGUCCUGGACCCGGCACAGCGCAUUGACAGCGACGACGCGCUCAACCACGACUUCUUCUGGUCCGACCCCAUGCCCUCAGACCUGAAGAACAUGCUCUCCACUCACAACACCUCCAUGUUUGAAUAUCUGGCCCCGCCCAGACGGAGAGGCCACAUGCCGCAGCAGCCGCCCAAUCAGAACAGAAACCCAGCCACCACCAGUCAGACAGAGUUUGAUCGAGUGUUUUAGUGGUUGGAGAAGUUUAUGGACCGUUGUUUGCCUAGUUGGACUUCUUAUUUAGUCUAAAAUGACAACUUUUUUUCCCCAACCGGUCUUAUAUUGAGGAAAAGCUACACAUUCCUUUUUUGGUUGAGGUUUGGCAGACAUUACCUGGAGAUCUAUACAGUUUCUUUGUAGGAUCACUGCUCUGCACAGGAGGCAAGUGGUUUGGGUUGACCAGGGACAGGACUGUAUGUUCUAAGUUAUGCAGAGGCCUUUGCAAGCCAAGUUAUUAACUUUGUAUGCUUUUUCUCCAGGGGAUAAUGAAGAGACUGAUGUUAACAUGGCUUGGGUGUGUUCACUAUGUUGCCUUGAUUAAACAAGGCCCCUGUUAGUUUUAAUUUGAUUUAAUAGUUUGAUUCAUUUGUGAGUGAGUCUGGCAUUUUAGUUUUUUACAUUUCCACACUAUUAUAAUUGUUUAAAAAAGAAAUAGCUAUAUUUAAAGGCUGUGCAGUAUUUUUGGUGAUAACCAUUUUACACGAUACCACAAACAUUUCUAAACACAUAGCCAAAAGUGACAAACCCAAAAUAAAGUGGUUAUUACGCAA
This is a messenger RNA of Perca fluviatilis (European perch), 1765 nucleotides long. RefSeq names its product cyclin-dependent kinase 9 (CDC2-related kinase) (gene cdk9). Gene Ontology annotation, molecular function: cyclin-dependent protein serine/threonine kinase activity; ATP binding. Gene Ontology annotation, cellular component: nucleus. NCBI's taxonomy places the organism in Eukaryota, Metazoa, Chordata, Actinopteri, Perciformes, Percidae. The coding region runs from base 93 to 1187 and encodes 364 amino acids. The transcript is spliced from 8 exons. The record is from RefSeq and is a predicted model, not a curated record. Gene Ontology annotation, biological process: protein phosphorylation.